AUGUCUCUCACCGAUUUGGCUCAGGAAAUCUUGACUAGUGCCAAGAUGCUUGACGAACGAGGGCUUGUCGACCCAGAGUCCAAGCUUGGCUUCCGUAACCUAUCGCCAACAGACUACAAUAUUCGCUCACGACUCAUCGAUGCGAUACAAGAGUUGAACAGGCUAGCACUAGGCCCUACAGAGUAUCUGUAUUCCCUAUACAUGACUGGAUGCAUCCAGAUGGUGGGCCUGCACGCAGUUGCACGCUACAAUAUCCCACAAAAGGUUCCAAACGAUGGAAUCAAAAUCAAGGAUCUCGGAAAUGAGCUUAAAAUGGAUGAACAGAUUCUAGGCCGUUUGGUUCGGCAAGCCAUAGUCCAUGGGAUAUUCCAGGAACCAGAGCCAGACUUGAUAACUCACUCAAACCUAUCGCGUCUCUUGCGAGACGAUUCAGAUUGGCUUCACCUCGCUCAGUUCUAUACUGAAGAUAGUUGGGCAGCAGCUGCUCUGGAAUUGGAUGCUCUGGAGAAGUGGCCUGCAUCACACGACCCAUGCCAUACUGGUUUCAACUUGGCGCACAAAACGACAGAUCCGUUCUUCGAUGCGCUGGGAUCAGAUCCAAGCAGAUUGAAACGGGUAGCUGGAAUGUUUCGUGCUGUACAAACGAUGCUUCUUCAAGGCCCUGACAAACUUACCUCGAGCCCUCUGUGGAACGAAAUCGAUAAACCCGGAUCAAAAGUGGUAGAUAUCGGGGGUAACAGCGGCUAUAUCAGCCAACAGCUUGCAGAAGUCACGAAAGAUGUCUGUUUCGUUGUGCAGGACCGUCCAGAAGUGGUGCGCAUGGCGGAAGAACAGCUUCCGGCCGCUUUCAGGAGUCGCAUCUCUUUUAGAGCUCAUGACUUUUUCCACGAGCAGCCUAUCAGAGGCGCACAAGUCUACUUCAUUCGCAAGAUCUUGCACGACUGGCCGGACUACCUUGCGAUCAAAAUCAUACAGAACAUCAUUCCUGCACUCGCAGACGGAUCCUACAUAGUAAUCUGCGACCGAAUCUUGCCUGAUAGAGCUAGGUCCGGGUAUGAAGAGAAAGAAGCUAGAUCUUCAGACGUGAACAUGCUCCUGCAUUUGAACGGGCGUGAACGCACGGAAGACGAUUGGAAGAAAUUGUUUGCUGCCGCCGAUACUCGGUUGAAAGUAGAAUUCGAGUAUUGGGAGAGCAGCGCUCAUUGUCUGAUCAAAGCUCUCUGGUUGGGUUGA
Molecule: messenger RNA, 1233 nt
Organism: Alternaria burnsii
Lineage: Eukaryota; Fungi; Ascomycota; Dothideomycetes; Pleosporales; Pleosporaceae
Exons: 3
Coding region: 1-1233 (410 amino acids)
Molecular function (GO): O-methyltransferase activity
Source: RefSeq, a predicted model, not a curated record